AUGAACGACCGCGUUGUCGGCCUCUUCGACGGCCAUUUCGUAUAUGAGGAUGGCCACGGAGGCUACGAGAUGGACGUCAAGGGCGAGCGGCGGGCCAUCUUGCCCGCCUUCCACCCGCAGAUCAAGCUGUGCUUUAGUGACCCCAAGAACAGCAGCAGCAGCAAGGCCAACCAGGAAUGGUACGCUCCACCAGAUGCAGAGAGAAGGGGGGAGCCGGUCAACUCUUAAGUGUAUGUAUGUAUUGUGCUGUCAGUAGUGACACACCGAAGAUACCUCGCGGAGCCAGGUGACCGCAGCACACACCUGUGGCACAUACAUCUGCAUCUCCUUUUCCUCUCUCUGUGUGUGCCUUUGCAUUUUGUCAGCGGUGAGUCGGUGCCCUACCGCUCGCGUGUGACGUCAUCCUCACCUUCACCUGUGGCUCCACCACCACCACCAGCAAUGGCGGCUCCACCACCACCACCACCAGCAAUGGCGGCGAUGAGACCGAAAGUGUCUAUCGAGCUGACGGACCCCGGCGUGCAACACCAGGUCGUGCAGCAGGGCGCCGGCCGCCAGCCGGCCGCCGACGAUCGAGUGACCUUCGACGUCACCAUGUGGGAGGACAAAAUCCACGGCAGCCAAAAGACGGUGGAGUGCCAUGGCGUGACGUGUGCCGUGACCGACGAGCUGCUCUGUGACUGGCAGAGGGAGACGGUGCUGCUCAUGUCUGCGGGGGAGGUGCGGCACCUCACUGUGCCGUCAGAGGUGCAGGAAUGGGUGCUGCAGGACAAGCGGAUGGGAUAUGGAGAAAUGAGGCUGGUGGCCAUCCAUGCUGACAAUUAGUGGGCUGUCGAUCUGUGUAGA
Messenger RNA from Vitrella brassicaformis, 846 nucleotides. Lineage: Eukaryota; Vitrellaceae. The record is from the annotation of a GenBank genome assembly.